This is a messenger RNA of Beta vulgaris subsp. vulgaris (sugar beet), 2150 nucleotides long. RefSeq lists its product as hypothetical. The record is from RefSeq and is a predicted model, not a curated record. The coding region runs from base 250 to 1824 and encodes 524 amino acids. The transcript is spliced from 2 exons. Gene Ontology annotation, cellular component: membrane. NCBI's taxonomy places the organism in Eukaryota, Viridiplantae, Streptophyta, Magnoliopsida, Caryophyllales, Amaranthaceae.
UAGAUACAAAUCCACAUUUUAUUUCUUCUAGCCACAAUAUAUAUAGGUUUGUCUCAAACUGCAAACAUAUCUUUCUAACUCUUUGUCUUUCAUUCACAUCCUUUCCCUUCCAAAGAGGGCUCUUCUCAUACUUAUUAAAUUCUUCCUUUAUAAGAAAUCAUCUAGCAAAUAGAUAAUAUAUCAAAAAAUUAUCGGAGUUUGUUCUGUUCCGAGAAAAACCAGUAUAGCCACCAUAUAUAGUCAUUAGUCAUGCCUCGAGGCUCAGCUCUUCAAUGGCUUAGCUUGGUGGGUGUGAUAUGGCUUCAAUCAAUUAACGGAACCAACUCUAAUUUCCCUGCUUACUCUUCACAACUUAAGCAUCUCCUCUCUUUAUCUCAACUGCAACUCAACAACCUUGCACUUGCAUCUGAUGCAGGAAAACUCUUUGGUUGGUUUGCUGGCAUUGCUGCCAUUUACCUACCUUUAUGGCUAGUCCUUUUGAUUGGUUCUACUCUCGGCUUAAUUGGCUAUGGUUUACAGUAUCUCUUCCUCACCCAUUAUAUUACUUUCCUGUCAUAUUGGCAUAUCUUCUUUCUGACAGUAUUAGCAGGAAAUGGCAUUUGUUGGAUCAACACAGUUUGUUAUCUUGUUGCUAUACAAAACUUCCCCUUUCACAGGCAAGCUGCUGUUGGUCUGACUACUAGCUAUUUAGGGUUGAGUGCUGUCAUAUAUACAGCAGCAGUCGGUGCAUUUUCUUCUAAGCCCUCUAGUAGAGCUGAAGAUUAUAUGCUAUUCAAUUCCAUCUUUCCUGUAGUAGUUAGUGUCAUCACUGCGCCUUUCCUCCAGCAUAUUGAUACCGGUAAGACUAAGAAGGUUGAACAAGGGUUUUUUAUUGUUCUGAUAAUAACAAUAGCUACCGGACUUUUUGCUGUGGCGAGUAGCUUGGGACCGAGUUCAAGGAGGUCUUCGCCCUGGUUUGAAGUGGUUGGUUUAGGAAUCUGUUUAACAGCACUGUUACUUAUUCCUAUGGCAGAGUUUUUCAUUGGUAUACUUGAAGAAAAAUGUCAUAUCAACAGGGAAAGAAGAGUAUGUGAUCUUACAACUGAUGUUGAUGAUGAAGUAAAUCAUCAGGAUGUUGAGGAUCGGAUGAAAAAUCAGGAUCAUGAUAUUGUAGAAGCUAAACAGGAGAUAUGUGCUAUGGAGGAUAUCGGUGUAAAAUUGAUGCUAACAAGACUGAAUUUCUGGCUGUAUUUCUUCAUCUACAUUUCGGGUGCCACCCUUGGUUUAGUUUAUAUGAACAACUUGGGACAGAUAGCAGAGUCUCGAGGCUAUCCUAGAACAUCGUCUUUGGUCUCUUUAGCUUCUGGAUUCGUGUUUUUUGGUCGAUUAUUGCCAUAUAUCCUCGACUAUGUCUACUCAAGGAGUAAGAACAUGGUUCCAGGACCGGCAUCAAUAGCAGGUGCAAUGGUGCCAAUGACAGCAGCAUUCUUGUUGCUUGUGAUAAGUGGAAGCAACCUUUCUCUUUAUGUCAGUACAGCAACCAUAGGAUUUUCAACUGGUGUAAUCACUGCCAUAUCAGUCUCUACAACAACUGAACUAUUUGGACCCAACAAUUUUGGUGUAAAUCAUAAUGUUGUGGUGGCAAAUAUCCCUUUAGGAUCCUUCCUUUUCGGCGGUUUAGCAGCAGUUUUGUACCAUAAAGAAGGAGAUGAACAUGGCAGAUGCUCAGGUCUGCAAUGUUACAGACUGACUUUCGCCGUCUGGGCAUCACUUUGUUCACUUGGAGUUGUCCUUGCUUUGCUCCUCCAUUUUCGCACCCGCAAAUUCUAUUUGCAGAGGUUGUAGUUGCCAGAGAAUUAAGCAUAUAGUAUAGAUAUAUGAGUAUACUACAGUAUAACUAGCAGUGAGUAUAAUUAUAAACUUGUAGCAAUGCCUAGCUAAUUUUAGGGAGGAAUAGUAGACAUCAUUUAGGAUCAGUUGUCCUUUUGACAGCCCAAGAUACUAACCAGGUGCAUGUUUUUUUUCUCUUGGUACUUCCUGGGCAGUGUAUAGUUAUCAAAUCAAAUUUAGUUUUGCAGAAAAUUCAAGGUUUUGAAGAUGUAAUGCGAUAAAAGGUAGCUUCAUUAUUCUUAGUUUCUACUUUCUCUGAUAUGAUGUGGUUAAUUCUUGAA